CCUCCGUCCGCGUCCGGCUAUUGUUGUGUGUCUCUCACGGGGAACCUCGACCCGGCGGCGGGCGCUGGUUUUCGGGGAUAUCGUUUCCGCUUCUCUCUUCGCCACAUUACUCGGUGUUCGUGCGGCGUGUGCUCGGGUUUAAAAAGGAACAAAUCCCGGAUCCCCAGCGGAGGAGUUCGGGGCUGGAGAAGUAGUGAAUCGGUAUGGGACAGACGGAAGACUGAGAUUCCACGUUCGAGAGAGAGAGAGAGAGAGAGAGGGAGAGAGAGAGAGAGAGGGAGAGAGAGGGAGAGAGAGAGAGGGAGAGAGAGAGAGAGAUAGAGAGAGAGAGAGAGAGAGAGAGAGAGAGAGAGAGAGGGAGAGAGAGAGAGAGAGAGAGAGUUGCUCGUGUCGCCUGUUUCCACACUUCUUUGGGUCGUCGACGUGAAAUCAGAAAGAAGUUUUCCAAAAACACGAAAGACCGGAGGACGCAUGUGGCCGAAGUCCAACACUGCCGAGGUCGCUUGAAGUUGUGGCGGCAUGGUUUUUCCUCUCCCCGUUCAGCGGUGAUGGAGCGAGACUGGGUUCAGUCACAGUGCAACAGACCACCUGACCGCACCUCGCUGUGACGCCGAGUGUCAUCUGAGGUUCAAGUGACUUAGCGGGCGCUGAGUCGAUGAGGGCGUGUCGCUUCAGCUACCGGCUUAACGAUGGGUUGUGUCAGGAGUAAAGAGGACAAGGGCCCGGCGCCGAAGUCCCGACCCGACAACUCGAACGCAACGCCGGUCAACGCCCACCUGGGCCACUACGGGCCCGACCCCACCCUGAUGGGUCAUUCGCCAGCUAUGAAGACGCACAACAAUAGCUACAACAGUCACGCCGCCGCACUCACGCCCUUCGGCGGGGCGUCCACGGCCAUGACGCCCUUCGGCGGCGCCUCCACCUCCUUCACCUCGGUGGCUGUGAGCAGUCCCUUCCCCGGUGUCAUCACAGGUGGUGUCACAUUUUUCGUGGCACUGUACGACUACGAAGCAAGGACGUCGGACGAUCUGUCAUUUAAAAAAGGCGAUCGCUUCCAGAUCAUCAACAACACGGAAGGCGACUGGUGGGAGGCUCGCUCCAUCAACACCGGACAGAAAGGUUACAUCCCCAGCAACUACGUGGCCCCAGCAGACUCCAUACAGGCUGAAGAGUGGUACUUUGGUAAAAUGGGCCGCAAAGACGCCGAGCGUUUGUUAUUGCUCCCUGGGAACCAGCGGGGCACUUUCUUGGCCCGAGAGAGUGAGACGACCAAAGGUGCCUACUCUCUUUCUAUCCGGGACUGGGAUGAGGUGAAGGGAGACAACGUCAAACACUACAAGAUCCGAAAGCUGGACAAUGGUGGUUACUACAUCACCACUCGGGCUCAGUUUGAGACGCUACAGAAGCUGGUGAAACAUUACACAGAACACUCGGACGGUCUGUGCUACAGGCUGACGUCUGUGUGUCCGACGGUGAAGCCUCAGACUCAGGGACUGGCCAAGGAUGCCUGGGAAAUCCCGCGAGAGUCACUCCGACUGGAGGUCAAACUGGGCCAGGGCUGCUUCGGAGAAGUCUGGAUGGGCACAUGGAAUGGCACCACUAAAGUGGCGAUCAAGACCCUGAAGCCCGGCACCAUGUCUCCAGAGGCCUUCCUGCAGGAGGCCCAGAUCAUGAAGAAGCUACGACACGACAAACUGGUGCCUCUCUAUGCCGUGGUGUCCGAGGAGCCCAUCUACAUCGUCACUGAGUAUAUGGGCAAAGGUAGUUUACUGGACUUCCUGAAGGAGGGCGACGGUAAAUAUCUGAAGCUGCCGCAGCUGGUGGACAUGGCUUCACAGAUCGCAGACGGCAUGGCCUUCAUCGAGAGGAUGAACUACAUCCACCGGGACCUGAGGGCUGCCAACAUUCUGGUGGCGGACAACCUGGUGUGUAAGAUCGCCGACUUUGGCCUGGCUCGGCUCAUCGAGGACAACGAGUACACCGCCAGACAAGGUGCUAAAUUCCCCAUCAAGUGGACGGCCCCCGAAGCGGCCCUUUACGGCCGCUUCACCAUCAAAUCAGACGUCUGGUCGUUUGGUAUACUACUGACUGAACUGGUGACCAAAGGCAGAGUGCCAUACCCAGGUAUGGUGAAUCGAGAGGUACUCGAGCAGGUAGAAAGAGGGUACCGCAUGCCCUGCCCCCAGGGCUGCCCCGAGUCCCUCCACGACAUGAUGAGGCACUGCUGGAAGAAGGAGCCGGACGAGAGGCCCACGUUCGAGUACAUCCAGUCCUUCUUGGAAGACUACUUCACAGCCACAGAGCCACAGUACCAGCCGGGGGACAACCUCUAGUCUGAACUCUGUCACCACAGAGAAGUGCAUCAGCGGAGCUCGAAACACGGGACGACACAGAAGUUCGAUAUCAGGCUGCGGAUACUUUGCCGAAGCUGCUGAGAAUGAGGUCUUACAAACUAGUCCACAACCACACUGGCGUACGUGCAAAUGCAAAUGCAAAAAAAAAUUCUGAAGAAGAGGUUUGUCCCCUUGUGUACCUGGGGACCAAGUAUUCGAGGAUGGCGUCCAAGUGUGCAGAUUGGUGCUGGUACGUUAAGCUCUGGGAACCUGCUAAUCAGAAUUAUGGACUGGCCACAACGCUGUGAUCGAAAAGAGAGGGAACUUCUCCUGAUUACAAAUCUUUUUUAUCUUUAAUCUUUUUAUAAAUGAUAGAUUCCCCCUAUCUUCCCCCGUUUUUAUUUUAUUUUAUUUUACAAACACAAUUCUUUGACAUUUGGAAUCCAGAUCUUUUAUAUGUACGUACAUGAGUUUGGUUUGAAUAUGUAGGUUUAUGAGUAUGUUUUUAGUUUUUAGUUUUUUUCAAGUGACCAACAACUGUGGUUGAAUUGUGAAGUAUGUGCUGUGACUGUAAAGCUCUGCCGCAGAAGGGUGAGGUGAAGUAAAUGGUGGGAGGGAAAAAAAAAUAAGGAUGGAUGCAAGAAUGUACCGAGAUCAAACCAGAUGUUCCCACAGUAUGUUGCAAAGAGUGAAUCUUCAGCAGGUGUGAUCGGGUGGACGAAUGAGAAUACGAAAGUGAUUUGCAUGAUUCUUUUUAACCACGGUCACUUUGGAUGCUUCUACUUAAUUUUUCUUUUCAUUUAAAUGGGAUCUUUGAAUCAUUAAGGCGUAUUUUGAUAUUUCACAGAUGUUAAGAAACAGUUUUCCUGUUUUAGCAUUUUAUAAAUGUUUCCAAACGGAAUCUUCCGCUGUGAAACGUAAUGGAAUCGUCUUUUCUUCGGUGCACAACUCCUAUUGGCUGUAAACGGACUCUAACAAUGGUUCACCUUUUUUUUUUUUUAUAUUGCACACAUCUACACAGUUUAAUGAUGCAGUAGAUGAGUCAACCCCGGAUCAGUGGAACAGGCAACUGUUCAGAUGUGUUUAAAAUUCACUUCUUCGUGUAACUCAUUCAUGCAGCUGUAAUGUUUCCUUCUUUUCCUGUCAGUAAAAUCCCACCAAUGAUGACUAGACACCAACUGCAGCUUCUGUGUCUGCCGUGUCUGGGAAAGUUAUAUCCCAAGUCAACUUUGCAAAACAUAUGUGUUAAUUUAUAAAUGCUACUAUGCAAGAAAAACAUCCAGCGAUGUUUACUGGAACAUCCCAUGGUGGUCAUUUGCCUGUGCGGAGCUCUCCUUCAUCAUAUGGUUUUCUAAUUUUAUUUCCCAGUGGUGGACGUGAUGGAUCACUUCUGGAACGAAACGACUCGAAGCAGACGGAAACGAAACACCUUGCACACGCUGUGCUGCAGAUGGGGCGUUAGUGCUUUAUAGAGAUUGAGAAUAUAAAAAAAAGUCCAAUAGCAAGUUUUAAGCGGUACUUUCCACUGUCUGUGUGACGAGAGAUCUGAAAGGAUGUAAUUCAGCGAGAAAGCUUCGGGAUUGGACAAAGAUGUGAACUUUUUUUUGUCAUUUUUCUUUCUUUGCGUCACUCACGAGAACCUAAUAUGUGACUGUUCCUACAGGCGGGGACUUGACCUAGUGGGGAGAUGAUGAUAAUAAUGAAAUUACUGAGGAUGAUAACUAAUAUGAUUUUGUACAGAAGAAAAUAAAAAGUUCUACACAAA
Scophthalmus maximus (turbot) is the source of this 4098-nucleotide messenger RNA. RefSeq names its product YES proto-oncogene 1, Src family tyrosine kinase (gene yes1). Gene Ontology annotation, biological process: protein phosphorylation; cell surface receptor protein tyrosine kinase signaling pathway; cell differentiation. Lineage: Eukaryota; Metazoa; Chordata; Actinopteri; Pleuronectiformes; Scophthalmidae. The record is from RefSeq and is a predicted model, not a curated record. The transcript has 13 exons. Gene Ontology annotation, molecular function: signaling receptor binding; ATP binding; non-membrane spanning protein tyrosine kinase activity. Gene Ontology annotation, cellular component: extrinsic component of cytoplasmic side of plasma membrane. The coding region runs from base 690 to 2333 and encodes 547 amino acids.